AUGUUCUUAUUCGCCAGCUCAAUCAAGGACACAACAAGUGGCGAUCAAGGAUCCAGAAGAAAGAAGACCAAGCAGAAGCUCUAUCAAAGAUCCAGAGGAAAGAAGACCCAGCAAAAGCCGACCAAGGAUUCAGAAGAAAAAAGAGGCAGCAGAAGCCGGCCAAGGAUUCAGAACAAAGAAGAGGCAGAAGCAGCGCAAACGAGUCCAUCGGAACUCCUCAAGAUGCCACGAGGAACCGAAGGUAAGGCUUCGGAGUCGCAACUCGAGAACUUUCCUGUAGCAAUGGUUGAACAAAUGCGGAUUCAACAUGAAGAAAUGAAAACGCUGCUCACCACCUUGGCACCCAUGCAGAGAACUACCGUCCAGGACGUCAGCAAGGAUCAAUACGACCAGCUGAGUAAAGAUGUGCAAAUGUUCGUGUCCGACGAAGAGAGGUACGGACCGGUCAUCAGGGAUUCGGUCUUGCUGGAUAGCAAGAAGCGCGAUUUGAUCCUCAUGAAGCUGGACGAGGACGACGGAGCUGGACUACACAGCACUGAAGACGCUACAGUUCGUAUCUCAGUAGAGCAUUCAGAGUGGGCCACUCCUAUCGUUGUAGUCAAGAAGAAAAGUGGGCAAAUCCGCUUGUGCGGAGACUUCUCGACAGGAUUGAACGAUGCGCUGCAGUUGCAUCAGCACCCAUUGCCCACUGCGGAGGACGUGUUUACGAAGCUGAAUGGAAGACAGCUUUUCACGCAAAUCGACUUCACAGAAGCAUAUCUGCAGGUGGAAGUUGAAGAAGAAUCGAAGGAAAUGCUGACGAUUAAUACGCACAGAGGAUUAUGGAUUCAAUGA
Molecule: messenger RNA, 834 nt
Organism: Necator americanus (New World hookworm)
Lineage: Eukaryota; Metazoa; Nematoda; Chromadorea; Rhabditida; Ancylostomatidae
Exons: 4
Coding region: 1-834 (277 amino acids)
Source: RefSeq, a predicted model, not a curated record